This is a messenger RNA of Mus caroli (Ryukyu mouse), 2968 nucleotides long. RefSeq names its product chromosome unknown C19orf44 homolog (gene CUNH19orf44). Lineage: Eukaryota; Metazoa; Chordata; Mammalia; Rodentia; Muridae. The record is from RefSeq and is a predicted model, not a curated record.
GCGGCUGUGGCGCGGUCUUCUAAGGCAACCGCACACUGGGGCCUAUAUUUUGAGGCUGAAGCCUAGCGGGAAGAAGCCAACGCAGCUACUCAGGUGACCUCACAGUGAUCAAAAUGGCUUCCACAAGAAGACCCUUUGACCCUCCACGUAGUGGUUUUGACUUAAGGGAUAUGUUCUUAGAUAGCUCGAGGAUGGAAGAGAUCAGAAACUUACAAGCCCGAAGUCUUGGCCAAGUGACACCUGGGCAGAGCAGAAUCUUAAAGAGAAACCAAAGGAUGGACGAGAAAUAUUUGAUGCCCAAAGAGGAGGCCAUGGCAGGGAGGGGGGUGAGGCUGGGCUUGAGGCCUCCCACCAUCUCCUCCAAGACCAGAGCCAGUGAGGCCCUUAGGAAACUGGCCCAGAUUGAAACCAAGAUCCUGAAUCGGAAGCAGGUGCCCAUGACUUGGUCUGACGUGGAGUCUGACUCCACAUCCAUCGAGCAGAGUCUUCCUAAGAGAACAGGUGCAGCUUCUGUUUCUUCCCAGUACCCACACAGAACUUUCCAGAAACAAGUGAACAGAAUAUGUGUGUCAAAGAGCGAUGGGCCGAGUGGCAACGGUAGCAGGUUUCUGAAGAAGAAGGAGUUGCCCACUGAAGCGAGGUCCCCAGGGCUGGCAGUGGGGACAGGGAAGCAAGCUCUGCUGCCCACAAAGAAAGAACCUGCCAGUAACGACGAGGAGGAAAUGCUACUGCUUGGAAGCUUGAUGGAAUCUUCUCGAGAAAAAGAAACAAAUAGAAACCAGGAGCUCCCUGGCUCCAGUGUCAGCAGGAGCAACCUUGGAAAGGUGUUCUUGGAUCCAACUCCAGAUCAGCCAGGAGUCCUGUCUCUACUCAGCGUUGACCAGUCCAGCUUAAAGUCUCCUCGGCCCAUACAGUCGACUAGCGUUGGCUGGAGAACUCACUCCCGACAGGCGAGCAGUGCUGGGGACACAGGCUCCAUCACAGCCUCACCUCCCAUCCUUGAUGACUUCUCCAAAUCAGUAUCUUCAGAGAUGGGAUGCAUCAAGCUGGCUUCCUCCCCCAGCAGGAUGGAGUUGGAGUCUUCUGAGGAACCAGUCUCAGAAGCUGCUGCUGACAGCCUCCAUGAUUUUAGAAUUAAUAUUUUGUCCAUUGAUGAUCUGGUUCUGGCUGACGGAGACAAAUCAGAUGGGGAACAGAGAGAGGAAGACUGUGGAAGGGAAGGGAUUUCAGUCAGAAGCUCCCCACCCACAUCACCUACUCAACUGGAAGCGCAGAGGCCUACGUGGCCCAAGAAUUGUGUGUUUCAGGGCACAACCGCUGUGGUUGGGGAUGAAGAGGACCUUACCACUGAGAGUGAGGUCUCAGAGCCCCUGGGGGCCAGCUCCACAGCAGCUGUCCAGUCUCACAGUAUGGCCAGGGCACUCACUGCAAGCCCAGCUUACUCAGAGGAUUUUGAGCAGUUCUCUGGUCCCUUGGCCUUGGAGGAGUCGCUUGACAGGACGCUGGACACUUUGUCAAAGUUUUCUUCCAGUGGUCAGACAGAUAUCAUUGCCAGACAACCUCUAUCAAGGACAGAAUGGGGCAGGGGUGUGACCAGAGUUGUGAAGGAGACAGCUGUGCAGACACUUGACCCUGCCUUUGCCUACCAGUGGAGCGAGGCUGGUGGCAUAGCAGCCAUUGGACCUGCCCUUGGAAGUGCUUAUGUGGACCCAGCACCCAUCGCCAGUCACAUUGUCAGCGCAGACGCCAUAGAAGCCCUGACAGCCUACAGCCCUGCAGUUCUGGCGUUGAACGACAUGCUAAAGCAACAACUGAGCCUGACGCAGCAGUUCAUCGAGGCCAGCCAUCAACUACAUGGGUCCCUCCUGCGGUCCCUGGAUGAGGACUCAUUUCACUACCAUACCUUGGAGGAAGCAAAAGAGUACAUCAGGUGCCACAGGCCUGCACCCCUGACCAUGGAGGCUGCCCUGCAGGAGGUGAGGGAAGAGCUCCAAAUCCCAGCAAGUGAGGCUUGCCUGGGCACCUGUCCACCUCAGAAUCAAUGACAUCCAUAUGGAGGCAGGCAAGGUUCGGGUUCUCCCUGCUCAAUAAUAACCAUACAUGGACUCUUAAGCUCCCAUCUGCCCAGCUGGCUGCUCUGAGGAUACAGCAUGAGAACAGCUGAGAACCACCACAGUGGGUUCAGUGGGACAGUGCUGUGGUAUGGGGCCAUGAGCCAGUUGGACAGACAACAUGUGUCAGGCAUUCCAAUCAUCCAAGAUGGGACCAGCUGCCCCAUGGGAACACUCCAUGCCAGGUGCUGAGACAGGUGUGAGCCUGGUGCCUGGGCACAGCCUGCAUCUAUCCAGAGCAGCCUGCACAGUAUCUCUCAUCCACAGCUAGAGGAAAUCUUUUACAAAAGGCUUUAUUGGAAGGCAAAACAGUAAAAUCCACAAUUGUUAACAGCACAUGUGUGUCUGCUUGUUUAUCCUGAGUCAGACACAUCUGAAUGUCAUAGGUAUGGGAAAUCUAAAACAAAAAUCAAGUGUCUUAUAUGAUACUGAAAAAUUGUAGAGGACUCUGCAUUUUAUUUAUAAGAAUGUUUCAAAAGUUUGUGUACAAACAAUGGCACCAGGCUGCUCCUUCUGGGCCUCACCUCCCCCUCUCUGGGAAUGGCUAAGGAACCCAAAUUAAAUGAUAGCACAGGAGGUGCUGGCUGGAGCCCAGCACCCCAUGCUCUGUGCUGGAAUUGGCUUCUCCAGAUAGAAGCCCCAAGCUAAGAUGCUGCACUAGAUGGAGGAGCUCUGGACACCAUCUUCCCUGACCCAAGGGCGCUUAGCCCAGUGUCAGAAGUUAUGUCCAGGUAGUAGAGGCAAACAGCUAACAUUUGUGGAAAGGGAUGACAACAAUAAAAGUAACUGAUGAACUGAGUCAGGAGUCAGAUAAUCCCUGCCUCAGGGGGUCAGUAUUCCUUUUUCCUAACACAAAA